Kwoniella shivajii is the source of this 903-nucleotide messenger RNA. RefSeq lists its product as uncharacterized. Lineage: Eukaryota; Fungi; Basidiomycota; Tremellomycetes; Tremellales; Cryptococcaceae. Gene Ontology annotation, cellular component: U1 snRNP. The coding region runs from base 1 to 903 and encodes 300 amino acids. The transcript has 7 exons. The record is from RefSeq and is a predicted model, not a curated record. Gene Ontology annotation, biological process: mRNA splicing, via spliceosome. Gene Ontology annotation, molecular function: U1 snRNA binding.
AUGGCAGAAGUUGCUCCUCCUCAAGCGGCAGAUGCAGUACCAGCUCAAAUAGAACAACAAGAUGGAGGCGAUAUAGAAAUGAACGGCGAUGGGAAUGGAAGUGGAAACGGGGAUGAACCAAUACAAGCUGACGGACAGGAAGGUGAACAGCAACAGGAAGAACUAGAAAACGAAAACGCAAAGGAAGAACAAGAAGAAGAACAAGGAGAUAAAUUACCUGAAGACGCUUGCGAGACUUUAUAUCUACAGAACCUGAAUGAAAAAGUCAGAAUACCAGUGAUCAAGGAAACAUUAUAUUCAUUAUUCAAACCUUAUAGACCAUUACAGCCUGUCAUAGCACAUCGAAAUGUGCGAAUGAGAGGACAAGCUUUCAUUUCUUUCCCAGAUGUUCAAAGUGCCAAUGAAGCAAAGAAGGAUGUAUCAGAAUUCCCUUUAUACGGAAAAGCUAUCCAAAUAUCGUUCGCAAGAGGAAGAUCAGAUAAUGUAGUGAAGAAAUUAGAAGGCGAUGAUGAAUUAGAGAAACAUAAAGUACAAAGAUUGGAAGAGAAAAAAAGGAAAAGACGUAAUAACCCAUUAAGACAAAAAGCACAAGCUAAACUCAAGGCGGAGGAAACGGGAGCUGCACCAUUAAAGAAACAAAGACUUCAAAUGCCAGACGAAUACCUACCGCCAAAUUCAGUAUUGUUUAUUCAAAACUUACCGGAAGGUACCACUGCAGAUGAUCUAAGGGAGGUAUUCGAAGUACACGCCGGCUUGGUGGAAAUUCGAACUAUUCCAGCUAAGAAAGAUAUCGCUUUCGUUGAAUACGCAGAUGAGAAUGCAGCUACAGUUGCAAAAGAAGCUUUACACAAUUUCAAGAUCGAUGGUGAGACAAAGAUGAAGGUCACAUACGCAAGGAAAUAA